ACUACUCUUAAGGUAACUUUGAAGGUGGGGAACAUUGGAAGCUCUAUGUGUGUUUGAAUGUAGCUACAUUAUCGAAACAAAGCUGUUUUCCAGUCUAGUUACUGUACCUGGAUACAUUACUGCGGUGUUUAUGUUUAUGCCCUCUUUUGAAAGGUAAAAAUUAAAUCUAGUUGUAUGUUUCAGACAAAAAUGCAAUCAAUAAAAAUGAAUUGUUGUCUUUAAUGGAUAUGUGUAGAGUUGUACCAAAUCAAAUUCAAAGAAACUCGUGUACAAUUUUAAAAUGAAAUAAAACUAUUUAUACAUUACAAUAAAAAUUUUUUUUAUUAACUCAAAACCUUUAUGUGUUUAAAAUAUGUAAUUUUCAAUUUGUAUGUAGAUGGUUAAUUUAAUAAAUAUAACAAAACAAAUUAGUUGCUGUCUCAGUAUUUGAUUUUAAUAGUAUGUUGUUAAGAGAGAAUUUUAAGUUUUAAUAAGUGCUGAAAUCAAAUGAAACAAAUGAAACCCUACAAAAUAAGUGAAUUUUAGGAAUCACAGUAAUUAUAUAUAUAUAUAUAUAUAUAUAUAUAUAUAUAUAUAUAUAUAUUAUAUAUACAUUAAUAUAAUUUAUAUAAAUAAAUAUAAAAUAAAACAAAAGAAACACUACAAAAUAAGUGAAUUUUAUAAAUCACAGUAAAUAUAUAUAUAUAUAUAUAUAUAUAUAUAUAUAUAUAUAUACAUAUUAUAUAUACAUUAAUAUAAUUUAUAUAAGUAAAUAUCUUUGUUACGUACCGUUACAUAUUUUUACAAAUUUUAUCUGUUUUAAGGUUCUGGAUCGUAUUUUAAACAACGCUUACUAAAACUAGAGAUAUUAACAAUCUUCAAUUCAAUAAUACUACCAAGUUUAUAUUUUUUUCAAAAUACCGAAACAAAAGCUAUCUUGACUUACAUCCCGGCAAAUAAAAAAGUAUAAUUAGCAAAAUAUAACGCUUUAUACAUACACCCACAAAGAGUACAAUCUUGUAGAACUGAAUCAGUUUCGUAAAUGACUUGGUAAAUUAGCAAACAUCUCUUUUUGCUUGGAAUGAUGUCUGCUUAUGUAUUAAAAGGGUAUUAUAAACAUCCAGACAAAAAUAAUUCUAGAAAUAUUAUCUCAAGAAAGCACUCUUUAUAGCACAAAUUAGAGCGUAAAUAAGUUUUUGCCCAAACAAGACAGGGAAGGGUGUUGUAGAAAUAACUGACGUCACAAAAUCAACAAAUUAAAUGAUGAGAUCGUUAAUAGAACAACAAGUAUGAGACGUGAGGUGCAAUGUCACGAGAUGUGAGGUGCAAUGUCACAACAUGUGAGGUGCAAUGUCACGAGAUCUGAGGUACAACGUCACGGCUCAUGGCGAUCAAUUUAGGUCAACAGACAGGAUCUAAAAAAAUUAUUAAAGGGAAACAAAUGAAAUAAAUGUCAAACUUCAAAAAAAUAUUUUGUAAGCAUUUUAUAUGUAAAAAUGUAAUGAAAAAUCAGUAUCAAAUAUUAGAUAACAAUUUCAUAUUUACAUUUCAAGAUUUCUUCAUUUUCUUCAGUUUAAAAAAAAAAUAUAGUUACUUUAUUCAUAAUAAAAUAUAUUUAAGAAGAGAUUGGUAUUAAAUAUAUUUUUUAAAGAUAAAUUUUAACUUAAUUUUAGGAAAACAGUAGUAUUCACUUACAUUGUUGUGUAAUCCCAAUACAGAUAUGAAUUGUAUACCUAAAAUGUUUAACCAACAUUUUUAAUAUCAAAAUUACUUAUUUCUUUUUUUACAGAACAUUUUUUAAAAGUCAGACAUGCGGAAUAUAGCGCAGAUUUUGAUUCUGAUAACAAAGAUUAUAAGUAAGAAGUUACGUUUUUAAUAGAUUUAAAUUAAAAUUGUUGUAAUAAAAUAUUAUAUUAGUCGGUCAUGACAUCUUUCCCUUGUUCUUAAAAUAAUGGUAAAUAUAAUUAUCAUCCUUUCAAUUUUAUUCUUUCAGCUCUUUUGCAAGGUCAAGGCAUUAAAGUCUUCCAGAUCAGACAAGAAGACUGCGAUACGAAAUGCUCGAAUGAACUACUAAAUGAAAUUGACUCUUUUGCCUUAAAUACGACUGUGUUAUUAACAACUGAGCUGAUGAAUAACUCAGCUGUAAUCUUUGAGAUAAUGCCUAAGACAAACAAAGCAUUUGAUUAUGUACGUUGGAAAAUUUUAAUAUGAGACCUAAUUACUAUAAGUAUAAGAAAAUAUUAUAUAGCUUAAAAAAAGUACAAUAAUGAACUAAGCAAUUAGUUAAAUGUAAUUAGCAUUCAAAGACUGUGAUUUAAAAAAAAAAUAAUAAAAAAAAUAAAACAUACAAUGUAUUUUUGUUAAACCUAAAAUUUUAAUAAGGAUUAAUUUCAAGAAUAUAAGACCAAAUAUGAUAUCAUAGUAUAUUAUUUCAAAGUAAAUAUUAUAAAAAAUUUCAAAAACAUUUAUCGAAACAUCGACUAAGCGACAAUAUCAUUUAAAGAAAUGCACAUGUUUAACAUUUAAAUUUUUAAUCAAUAUGGUGAAUAUUUAGUGCGUUAUAAUAUUUAUGUACAAACUUUGCUUUUCCAAAACAUUUAAAUAUUUAUAAAGGAAUAAUGUUAACAAAAUUAAGGAGAAAUUAUUAAAAGUGCCCAAACAGAUACACCAAAAAAAAAAACAAGAAAAAAAAAAAAACAAAAAUUAAAAAAGAAAAAAAGUAAAAAAAAUAAAGAAAAAAUAAUAAAAAUUCCCAAACAAAAAACCCAAAAAAAAAAACAAAAAAAAAAAAAAAACACUACACAUUUUUUAAAUACCAUCUCAAUAUAACUAUGUAAUUUAAUUUUUAAAAAUAUAAACAUUUUUUACCCAGUUGUUUUCUGUAGAUAUAAAAUCUGACUUCACACAGACUAAAAAGCCUGGAAGCACUUACCACUGUUCUCAGAUCGCUGAUCACAUGUUUAACAUCUCCAUUACGUCAAAAACUUUAACGUCACUAAGCGAAGCGACAAUUCGAGGCCAAAUAAAACACUACAACUUAACUUCAAUAGCCCACUCUGAGCAGAAUUUACCGAAAAUAUGUGGUAUAUGUUUCAUUUAUUCCUUGACAAAAAUCUCAAUGUAUGCAUUAACCGCGAUGCUUUAUCUUCCUUUUACACAUCGAGCAUAAUUGAGUUCACUGACGCAUUUGAAAGGGCAAACGGAACAUUUAAUAUUGACCAUUGAUUUCAUUACUAUUAAUAUUUAAUUAAAAUUAUUGAUUAUUUAUCCAAAAACAAAAGAACGUUUGGUAAUAUCAAUAAAUAUAUAUAUAUAUAUAUAUAUUAAUAUGCAUAUAUUUGAACAAGUAAAAUAUAUGUUUUAGAAAGUAUUCAUUUCUUUUUCAGAACCUACUGAUGUAGUCAGUAUUUUCACAAUAAAUGGACAAAACGUAACUGAUACAGAGAACUGUACAUUAACUUUGAAUGAAGAUGAUAUGGCUCUAGAAUUUGAAUGUAUUGGUCCGGCAAAACCAUGUCUUAUAGAUCCAAUAGCUUCUGAUACAAACGAUAAAGUUAACGGAGAGGACAAAGUUAUCAUCCAUAGAAUGAUACACGAAGAUGUUCAAAUAGAAAUUGGACAUGCCCUUUGUCGAUUUGAUACAAAGGUUAUAAAUAUUAGUUGCACUGUCUUUAAAGGUAAGUUAUUUGCAAAAUUAAAGUCAGUUUGGUUAUAUUAAAGCUAUUAUAAGUACGUAUUUUCUCUGAAAGCUUUGUCACCAUUUCCAUUUCAUUAAAUGCCAAGAUUUCAGUUAAAUGUAAAUACGUCAUCAUCAGUGGCUUUAAACACAACUUAGGGCCCUGGCCUGUUCCACAACAUCAUUCUAUUCAGAACGAUCCAUGGCUUUCCGCAUCCAUGAGCGAGCCACCAUUUGCUGUAAAUCCUUUUCUACAUCGUCGAUCCAUCUAAGCAUUGGACGACCGUUGAGUCGUCUGCCCCUAGGUUUCUGUCUGUAUAUCAGUUUCGCUGCACUAUCCUUUCCAUAUGUUCUGCGCAGGGUGGUCUGCCUUUUUAUUGUUUCGACUAUGUGUGGGUCUUUGCACUAUUGGGAUAGCUCUUGGUUUGUACGGAUUCUCUAGAUAUCGUUUUCCAUCACUAAACCGUACAUUUUUUUCAGGAUUUUCCUCGCCCAUGUAUUUAGAAGGUUAUCUGCUUUUCUUUUAAGUUUCCAAGCCUAACUAGCGUGGGUCUAAAGGUAAAUACAGACGCUCAAAUCUCAUUACGUAUUUUGUAAAAAAAGCCAGAUUAUAUUAUUUUCUUUUAUAGUAACUAUCAAUUGAGGGAUAUUAACAACAACUGACUUAAUUUUUCGUAGCAAAACUUGCCAUAUUCAAUAAAUUAUAAUGCCUAAAUCAGAGCACGGUUCAUCAGUCAUAAAAUAUCAAACAGUAAAAGGAUUAAACAUGUGAGCGAAAAGUUAUCCGGAAAAUAUAAUAAUAUAUGAACCAACAAAAGGAUAAUACUAAAUAAACAGGGCUUGUAUAGACUACUCUAUAUCAUGAUCGCACGCAAGUACGAGAAAUAAAAAAAAGUCAGACUACGCUGAGCGGGACACUAAAAAGGCCAUAAGACAGAAAAAAGAAAUGGGUGCACCAACAAAAUCUCAGAGGAAAAUGUCUCAAAGAGAGAAGUAGGUUUAGAUGGAUGAAUAAUUUGGAAAAAAUAUAUACAUCAGCUGGGAUUCCAAGCAUAUAAAAGAAAAACAUGAGGUAGUCAUGAGUGGAAGGAAGCGAUGAGGCAGUCCGAAACCUUACGUCGGUUGUAAGACCACAAGGAUGUUAGGGGUGUUCUGAUUGGAAGGAAGUGGUGAGGCAGGCCAAAACACUACAUUAGCUCUUGGGCCACAGGGAGGAUGAAAUAUUAGAGGUAGUUAAAGUAACUCGACUCUCAUAGUUAAAACGUAUGCCUGCUAAUAACUCUGUAUGUAAUGGUACUUCAACUCAAGGUUUAAAACGCUUAAUACACCCCUAAGUUGAUUUCAACUGCAUUUCAAUUGUUUAAAUCAUUUUUGUUACAAUUUUACCUCGCCAUCUUUUUCAUUAAUCAUAUACGUAUAAUUUGUUUUAUAAGACUUCACACAUUAUCCAGUAAAUAGUAUACAAUUACAAUAAACCACACAGUUAAUUUAUGUAAAAGAUAGUAAGUUGGCUCGUAAAAUACUUAUUUUUUAUGUAAAUAUGCUUACGCAGUUAUGUAAAAAUGAAAUUGUUAUACAUGGGGAGCAUUAAAAAAAUAUUUAAAUGUUAAAGAUUUAUGUGUAUUUUUUUUUUUAGUUAUUAAGUGUAGAUCUAGACAAAAGAAAACUUCUUUAUAUGCUCAUUAUUAUCCAAAGUUGCUGAUAAAAUUGGUAAAAAAGUUUAACUUUGCCUUAAAAACCAUUAGAAUAGAUCUUUAAUAGGUAAAAAAAUAUAUCAUAAACAUUAUAUUUUAUAUAGUUUUUCUUGCUGUCCUUUUUAAAAUCAAAAGUGUUAACUGCUAUUAAUUUGAUCAUUUCUUUUAAAACUUUCCAGGUCCACAAAAACAUCUCAAAACGGCUAUGAUAUUAGCAACAUGCUCUGGGAUUCUAGCAAUAAUCAUAGUAUUGUCUACAAUUUUAUACUGGUAAAUAUUUUACGUAAUAAAACAAAUUAAAACAGAUUAAUAACGUAUUUUUAAAGAUAUUGACAAUCAUGCCUUUAAAAUAUAAUUUGCAAAUAACACUUAAACUUCUUAACGUAUAUUUUUUAAUUCAAGUAUUUCCUUUUAAGCCAUUUGUGUCUCUCUUUAUCGCUCGUCGGUGUUCUUUAGUUUUGUUGAAUAUAUCAGUUAUCAACAAAAAAAAAUAAUUAUGAAGUAUUAAUUAUUAUUACAAACACAUAUUUUAACUAUAAUUUGCAUUUAAUCAUUAUGAUUAAAUAUUUAAAUAUAAGUCAAAUGAGUACAUCUAGUUAUAUCGUUUUCAAUUGCCCUGACAGAUUUGUAUUAAAUAUAUGUUAAUGUUUCCCUUUUCAUUCCAAGUGUGUAUAAAGUCAUCUUAAACCUUCGAAAACCAGGUUUGUAUCCUUUCACAAAAACAAUAUAGUUGCUUCAAAUUUGAAAGGAAUUAGAAAGCAGACUUUCAAUCAAAAAUAGUUAUGAAUAAUAAUAAUUCCUUUGUAUGGUGUUGAUGACCGGGGGGAUGGGGGAGCAGCACCAAAUACACACACAGAAACACAUUCGUUGCCCUCACAUUUUUGUCAACUAACAAGCUAUUCCUGAAUAAAUACGAAUAUAGUUUCAAGUAAGCCUUUGUUGAUUCAUGACGCACCAUCUGAAAUUAUUAUUUAAGAUUAUGAACACCUUCCCGUAUUUUUAACCCAUCACGGGGUUGCGUUGCUUUAGCUAUAAAAUUAAAUAGUAUUUAACAUGUUUGCGAUAUCUAUAUAAUUUAAUACGAUAUUUAACAAUUUGUAAAAUAUUCAGUUAAUGACUGGACACAUUUAACGUUCACCCUAAUAUUAAUUGUUGAAAUUUUAAAAAAAAAAAGCAACCUUAAAAUCAGAUUAAAUGAAAAAAUAAUGAAUUUUGGUUAUACUAAUUAACUGUAAAACCAAUGUUAAGUUUGUUGUCCCUUUCAUCUAAGCCUGAGCACAUUUUAACUGUGGGUGCGUAUUAAAAAAUGGAUAAUCUGAUUACACUGUUUGAUUUAUUAAUUGCUAAAAAUUCAGUAAAUAUGAAAAAUAAAUUGAAAAUAAAGUUAGAUAUCCUACGGGCAAAUUAUUCAAAAGUUUAAUAUUUUAUUAAUAGAUUAUUUAUAUUAUAACGGAAUGAUCUACAAAAGAGAUUUCACUUAAAUAUUUACAAUAAAAUGUAUGUGAGAUGUAUAUUUUUUAGUUUUAAUUGAAGCGAAUAGAAAUAUUACUGAAAUGUGAAUUGAAAUUUUACAGCUGUUAAAGAACAAAAUAUAACGGCGACGCCUUUACACGAUGAGUCUCAGAAUAACAACAGAGAGACUACUGUAGUGUCAUGCGAACAUGGAUCAACAGUAGAUAAUCAAAAUUAUUAUAGCGACAUCCCUUUAAAUUCAGCUAGACAUCGUGGACAGACUGCUGGUAAUCAAUCCCCAAAAGGAAGCAUUACAAAUGUCGAAAUGCCUGCAAAUAAUGGGUCAGGGGAAUUAAUGAUGGCAUCUCUUCAUGACGUCACAGAUACCAUUCAAACAUCUUUAAAAAAGAGAGCUGAUGUUUACAAAUCCAGUAAGGAAAUAUUUACUAACGUUAUGUUAGCAUUAAAAGUGAUUCAAACAUAAAUAAUUAAAAUACUUAUAAAAUAUGCCCAUGACAAUACAUUCACACAUUUUUAAAAAAAUAAUAAAAAAUAACAAUAAUAAAAUGCGCAACGAUACAUUACACUUCCGCAAUAUAACGACCAGCAUCGACUUCAAAACUGGCUUAAGACCAAUGUCUUCAAACUGUAAUAAAUCGACUAACUCUCACACCCCUCUGACAGAUGGACAACGGUCGAUUCUGCCUGGGUGCUGUACAUGGCUAUUUAGUGGUAGAUAGUACCUGGGUCGAUGACGUCAUGCUUUUCAUCAAAUUUUUAUAAUUGGAUCCUUUUCUGAAAUUGCAUAGUUUUUAUGUGACUCGCAAUGUGCCUAGACCUAGGCUGAGGUACCGCGCUAUGUAGAACCACCUAAUGAUAAUAAUAAAUAAAAACAAUUUAAAAACAAUAAUACUUACGGUAACUCUGCCUAUAUGUUCGCAUCUAUGGAUGUAUAUAUCAAAACUGUUUUGACGCUAAUAAAACUAAACGUCGUAUGUGAUGGAAAAAAAUAGACGAUUCAAGAGAUUAUCUCUCUUCUUAAAAUACAUUUCUUUUACAUUAAUUUUAAAGACUACGAGGAAAAAUAAAACCUGUUAGUAUCUGUGUUGUCGUUCGUCCGUCACAAUCGACUAGAACCAUAUAGUCAUCCGGUUAGGGGGAGGGAGUUAUGGUGAGCACGUAGGUGGCUUGCCAGACGGAUCCCGUUUCGGAAAGAUCUCUGGCACCGAGGGAAGGGGGUAGUUGUUGCAGUCGUUGAUCUACUAUUGCUGUUUUGGGCGAGCCCGCGUGUCACAGCUGUUGUUAUCCUACUAGCUUUAUGAGAUUUAGCCCGAUUCUUGGCUGCUACUCUCUUAUUGGCUAUUUCCUGGGCUGUCUGCACCAAGUUAGUAGGAUUGACGCUAAAGGCCUUUAGUGCCGCGUUCAGUUAGUCUUUGUAGUGCUUUUUGGACCUCUUUGGGAGCGCUUGCCUAUCGUAAGUUUUCGAAAGAAAAUCUGUUUUGGGAGGCGGUGAUCAUCCAUACGGGAUACGUGUCCCAUUCAAUGUAGUUGAGAUUGCAUCAGGCCGGUGAAGACACUCCGACAUGAUUCCUUCCAAAAUCUACAAAGAGGAUGGACCAACGAUGACAAAUAAGCUAUUAUAUCUAUUCCAGUUCAUCUGGCAGCUGGAAACUGUACCACAACACCUCAAAGAUGCAUUAAUAAUCCACCUGUACAAACACAAAGGAAACCGCUUGGCCUGUGACAAUCAUCACGAAAUUUAAUCGCUGUCCAUUGCAGGCAAGAUUUUAGCCCGAUCCCUUCUGAACCGUCUGAAUGCAAGUCUGGAGAUCAGUCUCCUACCCGAAAGUCAAUUCUGUUUCUGAAAAGAACACGAAACUAUGGAUAUGGUGUUUGCUGCCAGGAAACUUCAAGAUAAAUGUGACGAACGAGAUAACGGAACUAUAUUCCACAUGUAUCGACCUAAAUAAGGCUUUUGAAAGUGUCAAUUAGGUGGAAUGUGGGAAUUCAUGAAAAAGUAUGAAUGCCCAGAAAAGUUUACCGACAUCAACCGUAAGCUGCAUGAUGUUAUUACGGCCCAAGUUCAGGACAGCGUUUCGUCAUCUCAAGCAUUCCAAAUAACAUACGGUGUGAAGCAGGGCUGUGCCCUGGCUCCAACUCUCUUCCGUGUUAUGGAUUCUGCAAUGUUGUCUGAUGCGGUCAUGGACUCCAACACGGGUUUGGCAAUCCGGUUUCGCACGAAAGAUCAGUUUGUAACAUUAGGAGGCUUCAAGCUAAAACCCAGGUCAAACAUAACACCAUCAACGAGCUGUUUGCGAAUUAUUGUGCACUCAACCAUGUUUUAGAAGCAUUCAUGCAACACAGCGUUGAUGUCUUCUCUGACGCCUGCAAUAACUUUAGCCUCAUAAUCAAUACAGAGCAGACUGAGGCGAUGUAUCAGCCAGCUCCCAGUAAGUCCUAAGUUUAACCCAAAAUCUUCAUCAGUUGAAAAAGUCUUAACGCGGUGGAAAAUUUACUUACGUCGGUAGAACCCUCUCCAGAUCUGUCGUCAUGGAUGAUGAAAUGAAUGUCAGAAUCGCAAAAAUUAGUGCCUUUUUGGCAGGCUCCGCAGCACUGUUUGGGACAAGGGAGGUAUCAGUCGAGAAACGAAGACCAAUGUCUAUAGUGCAGCAGUCCUCUUGAAAUUGCUUUACGGUUGUGAACGUGGACAGUCUACGAGCGUAACGCCAAGAAAUUGAACCAUUUUCACACAACCUGCCUCCGGAAACUCCUCGGCAUCAGGUGGCAAGACAAAGUUCCUGACACAGAGGAAGUCGCUAGAGCAAACCUACCUAAUCUCUGUGUAGUUUGAAGAGUAGUGCAGUCCUGAUUAUUUGUAUACAUGGAUAGUCCUACAUAUUAUAGGAAAUGUCUACUGGUUUUAUCUGAGUGAAGUUCAUUAAGCAAAAUGCGUGUUUUUUUAGAAGAUAAGCUUUCUGAUGACUUUUGUUUGGACAUUCAUUUUCAAAAUUAGUCCAUAUUUCUAUUUUAGAUUUAAUAUAGUAUCAAUUUUUUUUAAAGGGUCUUUUUUAAACGACAUUUUAAAGCAGAUAUCAAGUUAAAACAUGUAAAGUUAUUCCACAUCAGCAAAGGCCCUUAUAGUGAACUAAAAAAAAAAAUUAAUUAACAAACUUUGGCUUUAACAAAUGUAAUAUCACUUGUGUAUUUAAUUAUCAUAUUUUUGUCUAUUAUUAAACGUUGUCGGACCAGUCGUGUGACGCAACAGCCUAUCGGUAGAGAGGUCAGGCUGUGACAAGGGGGGCGCUAAAAUGUCAGCGUUGAACUAUCAUUCAUCUGAUUAUCUUUUUAACAGGGUAUAACAAGAUGGAAAUGACAUUGACUGAUCUGAUAUACAACUUUUUAUGUUAUUUACUCUUUAGGAUAUAAUUAAAUUUUUUUUCAUAUAAAAAUAAGGUUAUAAUCUAUUAUCUGCAAGAGAUGUUCAUUGAAAUAGAUAAAAUAAAGCAAUGUUGAACCUAUAUAUUUUAUGUGUUUAUUUUUAGAAAAUGCAGUGAGCAACGUGUAUACUGUGAGUAUAAUGUCUGAGAGCUGUGGAUAAAAAUAUGUAUAUGCUAAAUUAGUAAUCAUAUAAAUAUUGCAUGUCUCUUGUUAUCUAUUGAUUUAUAAAACCUAAUGCACAUCUUUUAAGUUCAAACAUGUUAAAUUGUUGUCUUAGUUUUUAACCAACAUUGCAGAUGAUCAUUAGAAAACUCAUUGAUCUUUGAAAUAAGAGAAUGAUUGCACUUGUAUGUUUCUUUAAUAUCAGAUUAGAGGAUGCAUCAUGAUAAGACAUAAUUUUAAAUCUUUCAUAUUUUAUAUAUCCAUUUCAGAUUGAAGAUAAUGAAGUUAAUUUCGAAAAAACACAAUUACUUGAUGCAAAAACUAUUUCAAAUGCAACGUUUGAACAACAAUCAAAACACGUUUUAACGGACGCCUCAGUAAAUGGGCAGGUAGAAGACAUGAAAUCCCCUUUCAAAAGGUGGCGUUGAUGUGUACAAUACAAACAGUAAUGACGAUACAGAAUUGAUAGACUCAACACAAAGCAGAAAUAAAGGCGGAACAUUUAGUAAAGAUACAAAUACGACUGCGAUUACUUCACUGUGUGUAGAUCAGAAUACAAACCUAGAGACUGCGUCACUGUUAUUGGAACAUGGUUCUAAUAGAACUGGCAAAAAGGAUAAUAGCUUAAGCCGUUUAAAUUUAGUUACACAUCGUGGACAAAAUGAUAUCAUUCAAACGACAACAGACAACACUGCAAUUGUAGAAGACCCAGCAAUUACUGGGACAAAUGCCUUAAUGAUUGCAUCACUUAAUGGCAACACUGAGGCGGUUAAAAAUCUAAUUCACCAAGGAGCUGAUGUCAACAAAUCAAAUAAUGAAGGGUUUACUGCAUUAAUGUUUGCAUCACAAAAUGGUCACACAGAAAUAGCUGAAAUGCUUAUUAAAGGAAUUGCCAGUACAACGCAUACGAAGAUAAAGAAAAAUACCAAGUUAAAAUACGCUUUAAUACAAGGUGCGGCUGUUAAUGACAAGAACGCUUACGGCAAUUCUGCCUUAAUGUUCGCUGCAAUGAAUGGACACAGCCAGACUGUUGCGACGCUAAUCAAAUAUGGGGCUAAUAUUAAAGAGAAAGAUGAUAACGGAUUGACAGCUCUCAUGCUGGCGUCACUAUCCGGACACACUGAGACAGUCAAGACACUGUUGGAUCACAAAGCCAACAUUAAAAAAAAAAACAAAGACGGUCUUAGCUCCUUAAUGUUUGCCUCACAAAAUGGACGUACUGCAACUGUGAAAGAACUCAUAAGUAGGGGCGCUGACGUUAAUGAAAAGAAUAAUCGUGGUGUAACGGCUUUAAUGGUUGCAUCUCCUAAUGGUCACGCUGACACUGUUCAAAUGCUCUGUGAAAACGGAGCCACGGUUAAGAGUAAGGACUUGGAUAAGAAGAAUGCUUUGAUGUUAGCCAUGGGAGGAGAUCACAGGAAUAUCGUUGACAUACUUUUAAAGCUUGGAGCUAAGGUCAGUUCCAGACACAGUGGCGGUGUGACGAGAUUGAUGCUUGCAGCAAAAUAUGGGCUAACUUCAACCGCUGAGACGUUUAUCAGAAAUGGAGUUAGCGUUCAUGACAGAGACCACGCAGACCGCACCGCUCUGAUGUAUGCAAGUGAAAAUGGACAUACGGAUACUGCUUACAUGCUUUUAAGAAAUGGCUCAAAUGUUAACGAAAAAGACAAAAGAGGGUUAAACGCUUUGAUGAUAUCUUCAAUGAAUGGACAUCUUGAGAUCUGUAGAUCACUCCUUCAGAAUAAAAUUGUUAAAAAAGAAAAAGAUAAUGAUGACAAGACGGCUUUAAUGCACGCUUUCGAACAAAAACAAGAUGAUGUAAUAGACUUGCUUAUAGAGCAUGGAUAUGAUGGACUCGAGAAAGAUAAAAACGGGAUGAACGCUUUAAUGCAAGAAAUACAAAAUGGCCGCAUACAUAAUGUUAGCCCUUUAAUCAUAAAAAAUGGAGCAGAUGUGAAUGCAGAAGACCUACAAGGAAGAACCCCUUUAGUCAUUGCAUCACAGAAAGGCUUUAAAAACGCUGCUGAAAUUCUUUUGAAUAACGGUGCAGAUAUUAACAAGAAAGACAAAAAGAAACGAACAGCUUUAAUGUAUGCCAUACAAAAUAACCACGUUGAGGUGGUGGAACUGCUCAUAGCUAAUGGAGCAGAUUGUAAGGAAAAGUUACAUAAUGGGUUUACCUAUUUGAUGGCUGCUGCACAGAUGGGACAAACACAGAUUGCUGAAUUGCUUAUCAAGAACGGUGUUUGCCCGAAGGAUAAAACCAUUUCUGGGGAAACCGCUUUAAUGCUUGCGUGUGAAAAUGGACAUAAUGAAAUGGCCGAGAUGAUUAUAAAAGAAGACGUUGAUCUUAACGAGAGUAAUGAGGAAGGUCAAAAUGCUUUAAUGAUUGCAUGUAAAAAUAGACAUGCAGAAAUUGCUAAAAUGCUGGUGCAAAAAGGGGCGAACACAGAAGUAAAAGAUAAAUAUUGUUUGAAAGCGGUAAAUUAUGCGUCACAAUGCGGACUUAAUACAGCUGCCAUAUUUACUAAUACAUAGACGAUUAGUGAUUUGUACACAAAUGAAGUAAAUUCUUGUAGCAAAAAUAAUUCAUAAAUUGGCUUUAAAGCACUUAAAUCAUGUUUUUAGUCUGUUAAUUUUACUCAGUGAUGGCAAAUGCUGAAUUAGCUUUCUAUUGAAAUAUAAAGACUUUCUAUGGUAAAGAGAUUAAUUACUGUAUGAGCAUUUCCGUUAUCAUUUGGUAGCGGGCUUAAUUUUUCACACGGCACUAAUAUUGAUUCUCAUGACACUAUGGCAUAGUGAAGUGAUGAGAACGAUAUAAAUCACGAGAAAAUCGGGAACUAGCUUAUAUAGCUGAAGAGGAAUUCAUGUUUUAAACAGAACAAGAGAGAUGUGGUUCUUAUUGAAGGAAGGGACAGCCAAAAAAAAAAGUUUACUAUUUGCAAACUUCUUAAUGUUAACUUGUUUUUUUUAAUAAAGC
Messenger RNA from Lymnaea stagnalis (great pond snail), 13381 nucleotides. Lineage: Eukaryota; Metazoa; Mollusca; Gastropoda; Lymnaeidae. The record is from the annotation of a GenBank genome assembly.